AUGCUCUUUACCAUAUUUCGAUCAAUCAUAUUGAUUUUAGUAAAGAAAGCCGUGAUAAGCAAGGACAAGAAACUGGCGAGCCUCAACCAAAAAGUAAGCGAUGAAGUUCAAACACGGGAGGAAAGGCUAAAAAAAAACCCGGCUAAGAAAAUUUCAAAGCUGGCGUGCACAAGGGAACUUCAAGGUGAGCUUUGGACGUCUUUGUUUCAUUCUCCAAUUUUCGGGAAGAACACCGUGAAAGACGAAGAAGGUGGAGAAAAUGCUGAUCCGAAGGGACCUCAAGACCCGAAGAAACAAGUGGCCGUGCGUAAAAGGGAAUCCUGUAUUCCGACCGUUUUUAAAGAUAUGCAAGACGCACGCCCCGCAGUGGCCAAUGAGAAGGUAGCAAAACCCAAAUGGGCAGAUCCUCCUUCUGAUGCUAAGACUCCAGCGUUGUCUCCGUCUCCGUUGAUCCGACGGGUACGACUCCGUCGGAUCAAGAUAGAAGUCAUUAGUACAUCGCUCCACCAUCAAAACGUUAAAUGGAAGACAAGCACCAGGACCAAGCAUCGCCAAUUUUCGAUGGAUUACAAAGAACAACAAGAACAGGAAAUCGAGGCAUUGGAGGCGAUUUAUCAAACCGAUGAGCUGAGCGUUCUCAACAACGAUUACCCGGAGAUUGAGCUGAGAAUCGAUUUGAAGUCUAGUCAAGAGGAAAAUCGUGGUGGAUCCGUACCGGAGUUCACAAUUUCAUUACUCGUCGAAUUGCCCGAGAAUUACCCCGAUGUGAUCCCGAAGCUUGGCCUUGAGGGUGUUGAAGAUCUGUUCUCUGAAGAAAGAAUAAAUCAGGUUUUAUCGAAAUUGAAUCAAGUCGCAGAAGAAAGUGUCGGGAUGGUUAUGGUAUUUACGAUUUUUGCAGCUUUACAGGAUGAAAUUGGUACCCUCGUGGAUGAUCUCAAGCAACGGGCCGAGACCGAGAUUGAAGAAAGGAAAAAGAAAGAGGAAGAGAAAAGUCGAAAGAAAUUUGAAGGCACUGUUGUUACGCCCGAUUCGUUUUUGACAUGGAAGAAAAAGUUUGACACAGAAAGGGCCGCGCUAAAGGAACAACAAAUAAAGGAUCGCGAAGCACAAUUGGCUGGGAAACUCACCGGGCGACAAUUGUUCUUGAGGGAUGCAACGCUCAAUUUAUCUGAUGUGGCGUUGAUAGAGGAGACGAAAGGAGUCGACAUUGAUGAGAGUCUUUUUGAUGCAGAGGAUCUCGAUGGAUUGGACGAUUUUAGUUCCGACGAAGAU
Messenger RNA from Mesorhabditis belari, 1272 nucleotides. The record is from the annotation of a GenBank genome assembly. Lineage: Eukaryota; Metazoa; Nematoda; Chromadorea; Rhabditida; Rhabditidae.